Messenger RNA from Adineta steineri, 1106 nucleotides. Lineage: Eukaryota; Metazoa; Rotifera; Eurotatoria; Adinetida; Adinetidae. The record is from the annotation of a GenBank genome assembly.
AUGAACUUAUAUAAUAAUAAUAAAACAAAAUUAAAAAAGAAUUUAUCUGUUUAUUCAAAGGUGGCUCGAAAACGAAAGGAUAAUAAAAAAUGGCGUGCUAGACCAUCACGCAAAAAAUCACAUAGAAAAAAGAAAUCCACUCAGAAACCAUGUCAAAUUCGUAAAAACAAUUCUAAAGCAUCUCGCUCAACGAAACCAUCUCAACAAAGAAGAAGAAAAAUCGAUAAAAAAAAUGACAGUUCUGCUCCAUUAAUAAGUCUUGAAACACAAUCAACUGAAGAAGUAUUUGAUACACGAAUCAUACACACCUUUCUAAGUGAAAGAUAUUUAUCCGAAGUUCGACAAGUAUGGCUUUCUUGUCAAUGUUGUAUAUGUGAACAUCCAGAAUGUAAUAUGCAACCAGCAAAAAAAGAACAUGAAAAAUAUCAUGAUUGUGUUGUCAAUGAUAUGAUCUGUCUAUUUUGCUACGAUUUUAUUCCAAAAGAUGAUAGACCGUUUUGUCCACAUUCUCACACUCGAAAUAUGAUGUCAAUUCCUAUUUCACCUACAUGUUUAAAACUUGGUUUUCUUGAACAACGAGCAGUGGCACUUAUGCAUUGUUAUAUGAGUAUACUUAUUAUUCGUGGUCAUCAAUCAGCAAUGAAAGGCCAAGUGGUACACUGUCAAGCUGAUAUUACUGAUAAUAUAGGUAACCUCUUACCAUUACCAAAAUGUUAUGAAUUUAUGGCUGUUAUUCAACAAAAACCAUCCAGUGAUAAUAAUGAAAUAAGAUCCACAGUACGAUAUCCAGUUAGUGCUAUUCAAAUUCUUAAAGCACUACAAUUUCUAAUUCAAAAUCAUUCUGGAUAUUUAAAUAAACAAGUUCUACCUUUAAGAAAAAUAGAAGAGAUGUUUGAAUGUAGACAUGAAAAUGUUGCUCCUAUAAGAAUUAUUGAUUCGUAUGCUUAUAAUAAUUGUACAACGUCUGCACCAAUUGUUCUUGAUGCUAAUGAAGACUUUUUUGGUCCUAGUCGUACACUAAAAGCAGGUGAAGAUCCUGUGUGGAAAAUUGAAUCUGGAAUGGAAGAAUGUACAUUUCCAUGGAUUUAUCCUACAGGUGAAGGAGG